AUGAAGCCAGCAGAGAUCAGAUUCUCUCUACAGAGACCUCUACAGCACAGAGAUCCAGCCAUGGCACCUACAAUCACUGCAGCAAUGACCAAUUCUCAGGAGCAUCUGACUCUGACCCACAAGCUCAAAAAGCCUCUGGUGGAAAAGUUACGCAGAGAGCGAAUCAACAGCAGCAUUGAGCAGCUCAAGUCUCUCCUGGAUCCAGAGUUCCUCAAACAGCAGCCAGACUCCAAGCUGGAGAAAGCAGACAUCCUGGAGAUGACAGUUUGUGUCCUGAGACGACUGCAGCAGCAGAAUCAACAGCAGAGAAGAAUGCUGAACCACUUCAACAAGCUGCAGUCUUCCUCUGAUAAGAACCUGAGAGAGGCUGACUUCUCUCUUCUGAGCUCCACAGUCCAGACCAGCAGCACCAAAGAUAAGAGUCCAGUCAACAGCGCCCUCUGGAGGCCGUGGUAGACACCUACAUUCUGGAGUUACUACCAGACAAACUCAGAUGACCACAUUGGUCAAAGAUUACUGGACUGAAUUCUUUGAAAUUGUAUGAACUUGUUCUUCUGUGUGUACAGAAGGUUGUAUUUUGUGUUUUUCUUGGUGCAAGAUGAUAUUUCCUAAGGAAAUGACAGCAACAACAUCUUUCAUGUUAAGAAAGAGAACAUCUUGUCAUGCAUGUUGCAUGAACAUAUCUGAUUGCAUCAGCAAUUAUUAUUAUACCUCACUGUACUUCAUGUAUUGGUAGUAUAUUCUAUGGUAACAUCUGUUAUCUUUUGAUUGUUAUUGAUCAUACUGAUCAGAAACUUGAACUGUCCUUUUUAUGGACAUAUUGUCAUAAUAGACUUUAACUCACAUUAAUGUGUGAUAAUUUAAAACUGAUCUGUUAUAAGAUCCAAAUGUUUAUCCUUUUUUUCUAAAAGGUUUAAUUAAUGUCACAAUUUCUCUGUGACACUUUUAUAAUUCACUGCAUGUUCCAUAUUACUAAAACAUAUUGAAUUGGUAAUAUUUGUUACCUCUUGAUUAGUAAUGAUGAUUUUGAUAAUCAUCAAAAAUCUGAAUUGUCCUUUUUAUGGACAUUUUGUCUUAAUGGACUUUCUCUUACUUUAUGUGAUUAUUGAACAAUGAUCUGUUUUAAGAUCAAUAUGUUUAUCCUUUUAGUGUUAAAGGUUUGUUUGAUGUUACACUGUCACAGUUUUCCAGUGACAAUGUAAUAUUUACAUUUUGAGAAUCAAUUGAAUUUAAUGGUUAUAAGAAUGAUGUGAUCUGUUUCAAGAUCAGUUUUUACUAUGUUUUCAUUUUGUUUGCAAAGUGAAAAUGUUUUGAUCCAUUUGUGAAGAAACUCUCAAAGGACAGUGAGUACUGUGUCCUCAAAUAUUGUAAAUCGUUUGUCUUUUAUAAAGACAGCUGUUCCUUUACUCUCUCUGAGUACAGUGUGUCUUGUAGAAAUCUACAAGUUGUUGUUGUGAUGUAUCAUCACCUCUAGUUGGAGCUUUCUUACUUCAUGUGGCUCAUUGUGCCUUGUUGAAUAAACAAACACUGCCAGCUAAAAA
Molecule: messenger RNA, 1541 nt
Organism: Dicentrarchus labrax (European seabass)
Lineage: Eukaryota; Metazoa; Chordata; Actinopteri; Moronidae
Product: transcription factor HES-5-like
Exons: 3
Coding region: 1-456 (151 amino acids)
Biological process (GO): regulation of neurogenesis; regulation of transcription by RNA polymerase II; anterior/posterior pattern specification
Cellular component (GO): nucleus
Molecular function (GO): protein dimerization activity; RNA polymerase II cis-regulatory region sequence-specific DNA binding; DNA-binding transcription factor activity, RNA polymerase II-specific
Source: RefSeq, a predicted model, not a curated record